Molecule: messenger RNA, 5178 nt
Organism: Dipodomys ordii (Ord's kangaroo rat)
Lineage: Eukaryota; Metazoa; Chordata; Mammalia; Rodentia; Heteromyidae
Gene: Pcsk5
Product: proprotein convertase subtilisin/kexin type 5
Exons: 37
Coding region: 1-5139 (1712 amino acids)
Biological process (GO): protein processing
Cellular component (GO): Golgi membrane; trans-Golgi network
Molecular function (GO): serine-type endopeptidase activity
Source: RefSeq, a predicted model, not a curated record
AUGAAUGAGGGCUAUGCAUUUAUACUGUCUACUGAAAUUGGUGCCUUGAAGGACUACUAUCAUUUCUACCAUAGCAGGACGAUUAAAAGGUCAGUUCUCUCGAGCAGAGGGACCCACAGUUUCAUUUCAAUGGAACCGAAGGUGGAAUGGAUCCAACAGCAGGUGGUCAAAAAACGGACCAAGAGGGAUUAUGACCUCAGUCGCACCCAAUCUACCUACUUCAAUGACCCCAAGUGGCCAAGCAUGUGGUAUAUGCACUGCAGUGACAACACACACCCCUGCCAAUCAGACAUGAAUAUUGAAGGAGCCUGGAAGAGAGGCUACACGGGAAAGAACAUUGUCGUGACCAUUCUGGAUGAUGGUAUUGAAAGGACCCACCCUGAUCUGAUGCAAAACUAUGAUGCGCUGGCCAGUUGUGAUGUGAAUGGGAAUGACUUGGAUCCAAUGCCUCGUUACGAUGCGAGCAAUGAAAACAAGCAUGGGACCCGCUGUGCUGGGGAAGUGGCGGCGGCUGCAAACAACUCUCACUGUACUGUGGGCAUUGCUUUCAACGCCAAGAUUGGAGGUGUGCGAAUGCUGGAUGGAGAUGUCACAGACAUGGUGGAAGCGAAAUCAGUCAGCUUCAACCCCCAGCACGUGCACAUUUACAGCGCCAGCUGGGGCCCAGAUGAUGACGGCAAGACCGUAGAUGGGCCUGCUCCCCUCACCCGACAAGCCUUUGAAAAUGGAGUGAGAAUGGGGCGGAGAGGCCUUGGCUCGGUGUUUGUCUGGGCGUCUGGCAAUGGUGGGAGGAGCAAAGACCACUGCUCCUGUGACGGCUACACCAACAGCAUCUAUACCAUCUCCAUCAGCAGCACAGCAGAAAGCGGAAAGAAACCUUGGUACCUAGAAGAAUGCUCAUCUACGCUGGCCACAACCUAUAGCAGUGGAGAGUCCUAUGAUAAGAAAAUAAUCACAACAGACCUAAGGCAACGAUGCACAGACAACCACACCGGGACAUCUGCCUCAGCACCUAUGGCUGCUGGCAUCAUCGCGCUGGCCUUGGAAGCCAAUCCGUUUCUGACCUGGAGAGACGUACAGCAUGUUAUUGUCAGGACUUCCCGUGCGGGACAUUUGAACGCUAAUGACUGGAAAACCAAUGCUGCUGGUUUUAAGGUGAGCCACCUUUAUGGAUUUGGACUGAUGGAUGCAGAAGCCAUGGUGAUGGAGGCGGAGAAGUGGACCACAGUUCCUCAGCAACACGUAUGUGUGGAGAGCACAGACCGACAGAUCAAGACCAUUCGCCCCAACAGCGCUGUCCGUUCCAUCUACAAAGCCUCGGGCUGUUCCGACAACUCCAACCACCAUGUCAACUACCUGGAACACGUAGUCGUACGCAUUACCAUCACCCACCCUCGAAGAGGAGAUCUAGCCAUCUACCUGACUUCUCCCUCCGGAACCAGAUCGCAGCUUUUGGCCAACAGGUUAUUUGAUCAUUCCAUGGAAGGAUUUAAAAACUGGGAGUUUAUGACCAUUCAUUGCUGGGGAGAACGGGCUGCCGGUGACUGGGUCCUGGAAGUGUAUGAUACCCCCUCGCAGCUGAGGAAUUUCAAGACCCCAGGUAAAUUGAAAGAGUGGUCCUUGGUCCUGUAUGGCACAUCGGUGCAGCCGUACUCCCCCACCAACGAGUUUCCCAAAGUGGAGCGUUUCCGCUACAGCCGCGUGGAAGACCCCACGGACGACUAUGGAACCGAGGAUUACGCAGGUCCCUGUGACCCUGAGUGCAGUGGUGGGGUUGGCUGCGAUGGACCUGGACCUGAGCACUGCAACGACUGCUUGCACUACUACUACAAGCUGAAAAACAACACCCGGAUCUGUGUGUCCAGCUGCCCUUCUGGCCACUACCAUGCGGACAAGAAGCGAUGCCGGAAGUGUGCGCCCAACUGUGAGUCCUGCUUCGGCAGCCACGGUGAUCAGUGUCUGUCCUGUAAAUACGGAUACUUCCUGAAUGAAGAAAUCAACAGCUGUGUCACUCACUGCCCUGACGGGUCGUAUCAGGACACCAAGAAAAAUCUUUGCCGGAAAUGCAGUGAAAAUUGCAAGACAUGCACUGAGUUUCAUAAUUGUACAGAAUGCCGAGAUGGAUUCAGCCUGCAGGGGUCCCGGUGUACUGUCACCUGUGAAGACGGACACUUCUUCAACGGCCUGGACUGCCAGCCCUGCCACCGCUUCUGUGCUACUUGUGCUGGGGCCGGAGCUGAUGGAUGCAUCAAUUGCACAGAAGGUUACUUCAUGGAGGAGGGGAGGUGUGUGCAAAGCUGUAGCAUCAGCUAUUACUUAGACCACUCUUCAGAGAACGCCUACAAGUCCUGCAGAAAAUGUGAUACGAGUUGCUUAACUUGCAAUGGCCCUGGGUUCAAGAACUGUACCAGCUGCCCCAGUGGGUAUCUCUUAGACCUAGGAGCGUGUCAGAUGGGAGCCAUCUGCAAAGAUGGAGAAUACCUUGAUGAGCAGGGCCGCUGCCAGGCCUGUGAACCUUCGUGUGCCACGUGCCGGGGGCCCACCCAGGAAGACUGCACCAGCUGCCCCCUGGCCAGGGUCCUCGAUAGUGGCCACUGCGUGUUGACCUGUCCUUCGUGGAAAUUUGAAUUUAACAACCAAUGCCGCCCAUGCCACUACACCUGCCAAGGAUGCCAAGGAGGUGGAUCCUCCAACUGCACCUCUUGCAGAGCAGACAAAGACGGCCAAGAGCGUCUCCUAUACAAAGGGGAAUGUCGAGAGAGCUGCCCAUUGGGUCACUACCCCACCAAAGAGCAUACGUGCCUGCCCUGCCCAGACAACUGUGAGCUUUGCCAAAGCCCACAGGUCUGCACGCGAUGCCUGAGUGGCUACCUCCUACUGCCCACCAACCAUACCUGCCAGUGGCUGGAGUGUGGACAAGGUGAAGUGCAAGACUCUGACUACGAAGAAUGCCUGCCUUGUGAGGAAGGAUGUCUGGGAUGCAGUGUGGAUGAUCCUGGAGGCUGUACCUCCUGUGCUGCGGGGUAUUACAUGUUUGAGCAGCAUUGUUAUAAAACCUGCCCAGAGAAGACCUUCCCGGAAGGGUGGACAUGCCGGUCCUGCAGCCCUCACUGCGGUAGCUGUGACCAGAACGAGUGCUACUGGUGUGCGGAAGGCUUCUUUCUCUCAGGUGGCGGCUGCGUGCAGCAAUGCGGGCCUGGCUUCUACACUGACCAGGAGGUGGGCGUCUGUGAGCCCUGUCACCACGCCUGCUCGGCCUGCACCGGCCGGGGCUCCCACGAAUGCACCGGCUGUGGAGCCGGGCUGCAGCUGCGUCUGGGGAUGUGCCUGCCGCCAGCCCAGGCCCAGGCGGAAGGCGAGCUGUGGAAAGAAGCUGUGCCCAGUGCAAACCCAUCUUUGGUGAAGAACUUGCUGCCAGAGCCCCGAAGGUGGAAGGUUCAAAUGAAAAGAGACGCUUCCACACAAAAUCAACGUUGUCCUUCUUCUUGUCAAACCUGCGACGCAUCUGGAACUCGUUGCACUUCGUGUGCAAAAGGUGUCUAUCUGUUGGCUCAGGCCUGCGUGGCCUCCUGUCCCCACGGCACGUGGGCCUCGGACAGGAGUGGCCGCUGUGAGCACUGUGCUGAGGGCUGUGGUUCCUGCUCCACCGCCGACCGCUGCGCCACGUGCCGCACGCAGCCGGACUUGCCGCUCUUCCUGCACGAAGGCCGGUGCUACUCCCGGUGUCCUGACCACGGAGUUGGGUUGAGGGAAACGCGAUUUCAUGCUGGUGCAGAUAUCACAGGACUCUCACACAAACCUCGAUGUCACGCAGCUACACAUUGCCCCAAAUUCUGCCACACCUGCUCAUCACCCGGGACCUGCAUCACCUGUCGGGAAGGCUGGCAAAAGACCAAGCUCGGGAACUGCAUUCUGCACAGCGAGUGUGCGGCCAUUGAGUACUGGGAUGAGGCGGGGCACAGGUGUCGGCCGUGUCACCACAAGUGCUGGCACUGCUCAGGGCCCAGGGAGGACCAGUGCGAAGCCUGCCCCAGGCCCAGCCUUCUUCUCAACUCGACGUGCGUGGGGGACUGCCCAGAGGGCUACUACGCGGAGGAGGACAGCCAUCGGUGCGUCCCAUGCCACAGCUCCUGCAGGACCUGUGAAGGGAAGCACAGUCUGCAGUGUCUCUCCUGCCGGCCUGGCUGGCUCCAGCUGGGCAGAGAGUGUGUGCUUCGGUGCAGGGAUGGAUAUUAUGCAGAAAACUCCAGUGGUCAUUGUAAGAAAUGCGACAAGAGAUGCAAGACCUGCGGGGGCCCGCAGCCCACAGACUGUCUGUCGUGUGACAAGUAUUUCUUCCUACUCCGCUCCAAGGGGCAGUGUUACCGCACCUGCCCCCAGCAUUACCACGCAGAGCCACGCACUCAGACCUGUGAGAGAUGCCAUCCGACUUGCAACGAAUGCAAAGGAACACGAGCGUCAGAUUGCGUGUCUUGCGUGUGGAGUUACCACCUCAUGGGAGGAAUCUGCAAUUCGGACUGUUUGCUGGGGGAGUACCGCGUGGGAGAGGGAGAAAAUUUCAGUUGUGAAGCCUGCCACGAGAGCUGCACGGAGUGCAAGGGGCCUGGCCCCAGGAACUGUACCGGGUGCCCCGCCGGCCUGCUGCUGCACCUGGACCACAGCCGCUGCCUCAGCUGCUGCAGCGCUGCCAGACCCACGGACCCCCAGGACUGCUGCGACUGCCAGGAGACCACGGAGGAGUGCAUCCUGCCAGCAGGGAAGGCCAGGCCUGCGGCUGAGCGUUCCAAGACGGCCCUGCUGGUCACCUCCUCCCUCAUGCUGCUGCUCCUGCUGGGGGCCUCGGUGGUUCUCUGGAGGAAGCCCUGGAGCCGAGUCCAGCCGGUAGAAAAGGCGGGCUAUGAAAAGCUGUCUAACCCUAGCCCGCCUCACUCUUCCUACAAGAGCAGCUAUCUCCAGAGCACCAGCUUUGAAGACCAGGUGAUCGAGUACAGGGACCGGGACUAUGAUGAGGAUGACGAAGAUGACAUUGUCUACAUGGGCCAAGAUGGCACUGUCUACCGGAAGUUUAAGUAUGGGCUGCUGGAUGACGAGGAGGAGGGCGAGCUGGAAUAUGAUGAUGAGAGUUACUCCUACUCGUGAACAGGCCCCCCGCCCCCACCCCCACCCCACCCCCACCCC